AAUUGCCGAUAAACCUACGGACAGACGCGAAGCUGACCUGAAGCCGGGCCUGUCUUUUCACCCCGUAAUCAAUGGAGAAUUGCGACGUCGCAAAACGCGAAAAUCUCUCGCAGCAUCCCUCACUGUACCGGCGAGGUGUGUCGACAAAACAACCCCUUUAUAACGGCGAAUUUAACCCUUUUUUUGUUGCCUUUUCGAACGGAUUUUGCUAGAAAAAUGGAGCCAUGGUUCUCUAUGAAAAAUACGCAGAAGAUGUGGAGCAAUAGAAACCGGGUGUAACUGGAAUAAGCCUAAACGAAUAGUUUGGGAGAUCUUCAUGAAGAAAAGAAAAACUACGUCCUAAAUCCAUAAUGUCUUCAACACAACCGACUACAAAUAGUACACACCCACUAUCACCGAUCAUUAAAGGAGAUACAGAUACGACUACAGUCCAAUCAGUUACAUCAGGUACGGUGGCUGGUCUAACGAAACUGACAGAAAAUGUAUCUAGGAUUACCACUACGGUGGCACCAUCUUCAGUUUUGUAUAAUAAAACUCAAAAGUCAAUUAACGAGCUGCUUUACAAUGGAACCGGAUAUUACAUAGAAGAUGAGGAGGAACCAGGUUUAAACGAUCUCCACACUCUGCUGUUGGCUUGUUUCGCCACGCUGGUUUUUCUGGCUGUGACUGUGUCGACGGUUUUCGGCAUUAGGUUGAUGUGGAAAAAGUACAGAAGGAGCAAGGAAAAUUCCCAGUACGACGGGAUAUUGCACAGGGAAGGAACUUCCGAAUCAAUAUCGAGGCCAUUACAUUCUCAUCUUCUGGAAGAUAAACUGAUUGGCACUGACACAAAUUUGUCAAUGAAUACAGAAGAACUAGAUGUUACAAAUAACAUGGAAUCUCAAGUUAGAAGUAAUAAUCAUUCAAACACAAAUGGCAGUAUUAUCACCAUGACAAUGAAAAAUAAUCAUCUAAUCGUCGAAACAGAAGAAAGAAACGAUUUGGAGGAAGACAGCCGAGAAACAACAAUGACGUACUCGCCUAGCGCGCGAAAUGGUGUAUUUGUAGUUGAGGUACAGCAAGGAGUGAGAAGAAGUCCAGGUUCAGGUGGACCAACUUCCUGUAUCGAUCCAGCAUCAGUGUCCGUCAGCGACCAGUGUGCUCUGGUGCAUAAUCCACCAGACAAAUACAGUGACGAAGAAACUCUAGAAGAGUACGACGACAGUGAAUAUUACAUAGAAACCGUCUCUCCAAAUACAGAAACACCAGAUUCGCUCUCCUCCAAAGCAAAAACAGGUCUAGCUCAAUCGAAUACUAGCCUCAACUAUCCAUCCUACUGUUACACCAACCAAACUUGUUACGACAUCAACAGCUACGGUUGCAGCCAAUAUGCGGGUUAUAAGAUUUGCAAUGAACAGACUGCUUGUAAAGACGUUGAUGAUACUAGACCAAAAAUAACUGCUGCUGUUUAUAAGUCUGGUUUGAAAAGGAGUCCAAGUACUGAAGAUCUUCAUUUAGCUUCUAUAAAUGGAGUUGUAGAUGAUGGGGGUAACACUAAGAAAGAUUAUUCUUUAGAAGACCAAAUUAGGUCAGUAUAUGACAAGAGGACCACCUCAACGGCAACAACUUCUUCGAGGGAUUUGGGCAAAGCCAAAAUCGUCGGUGACGUUGCGUCUAACACGAACGUCAAGGAAACGGAAACGGGGUCUACGGAUUACGAAAAUGAAGGGUUCGAGUGCAACGACUUGGCCAAAAGUUAAAGAUCACUGUUAUUAUAACACAACUAUUAUUGGGUACUAUUAAGUAGUACCUUUCUGUGUAUCUACCUGUUUGUUGUUGGAUGUUUGCAGUCUGGUAGUUUUAUAAUUUUCGAGUAUGAGUUAGAUUUUCUGGGAAAGGCAGAUGGGUCGAAAAAAUGAGCUCCAUGUCAAUCAAUCGUGUUGUAUCAUUUUACGCUUUUAUCCACGACUAUUAUAUAGAGUGGUCCAGUUAAUAUCGUCAGGAUUUUACUAGCCGAAAGUUUGUUUGAAAAAUAAAAGUAGUUUGUCCGAUAAUAUACAGGGUGUUUCUAAAUUCAUGCGACAAAAUUCAGGAUGUGAUUGCUCGUAUGAAAUUAAGAUGGGUUUCUCCUAUAACAAAAUUUCCUCAGCCCACCCCUUUCCGAGAUAUCACUCUUAAAAAAUGGUGACUAAAAUUGAGUUUUUAUUUUGUUUUCUAAAAUGUAUUUUGGCUAGAGGUGGUCAUUUCCAUCCUUUAUUAUGAAUCGUAUUACAUAUUACAUCUUUACUGUGUUCCACUCAAUUUAUUAAAAAAAUUAUAAAUUAUGGUGUUUAUUUUUUUCUCUGCAGCUAUUGGUUUUGGGAAAAAAUUUAGGAAUAAAAAAAAUGUUUAAAUAAAACAAACUUCAUCCUGAAAAAAGUUUUGAUAUGAAAUAAAGUAAGGAUUGCUAAUUUCACUCCCCUAUAAUGUAACAGGAAUACUGAAAAAAUACCCGUGGUUAGUCCUUUGCGAAAGCACGAAAAUUACAAAUUUUCAUGUUUCUAGCUUUACUGCAAUUUUAGAAAAAAAAAUAAAAACUCUGUUUUAGUCACUACCUUUUAAGGGUGAUAUCUCACAAAAGGGUGGGCUGACGAAAUUUUGUUAUAGAAAAGACCCAUCUUAAUUUCAUACGAGCAAUUACCUCCUGAAUUUUGUUGCAUGAAUUUAGAACACCCUGUAUGAUCUAAUCUUGUUUUUUUUUAAAACUAGUUUUUUUAUUAUUAUUAUUAUUAUCUAAAAAUCACUUUGAUCGAUUUUAAUGAAAUGUUCAGUUUGUUGAUAACUACAGUAAUUUUAUCUUUUAGAUAUCUUACAGUUGAUCCAGUACCUCCAGAGGCGUGCUCAUAGGGCACGUAGAUUAGGAUCUGGCACAAACAAUCUCGCCUAGUAGAUUUUUUGUUUUUUAAAAUUCUUUUAAAUAAACGAACUAAAAAUACAACUUUUUUAAAUCUUAUAUUUCAAGAAAAAAAAAAUUAAAACUAAUAAUUUUCCAUUGAAUAUUCGAACCCUGUAUAUCAAAAAUAAAGCAAAAUUGGAUCAAAGUACCUCUAUUUUUCGCUAAUCUAUCAGCUGAUGAAAUCCUCCUGACGAUAUAAACUGGACUACCCUGUAAAAAAUAAACAUUAUGUAUAUGUUUUCCUAAGAUUAAUAUCCAUUAUUUACAAGUGAAUAGUGAUAUGAAAUCAUUAUUCAUUGUCAUUUAAAGUCAAAUAUUUUAGACAUUCAUAAAUUAAAAACAAAACAUGAUCUAAAACUCACCUGGUAUUACAUAUAUUAGAAGUACAAGAAUUCACCGAUCUGAAAUAAAAAAAUAGAAAAUCAAUGAUACAAUAUUAUUAAAGAAAAAAUAAAUUCCGGCAACAGUUAUCUAAUUAAAUGUAACUUUGGGUAAAAUUUUCAUAUAUUAUACAAGACAACUGAAAAUUCUCGAUUAUACAAAAUGUAUGGCCUGAAACACCUCGAGACCGCAGAUCGAGCGGUGUUUUUUAGUCAAUAAACCGAUUUUUUUUUAAUAAAAAUUCAAAAUUAUAUAUUUCGCAUAAAUACAGACACCCCAAAAAAUGAUAAUUUAAUGUAAGUUACCUCUAUACCAAGUUAUACCAAAAAAAGAAAGGAAACUUAUUCCAGAUUAUCAGGUCGGCUCUAGAGAAAACCGUUCAACUAUAGAUCAGGUUCAUAGAAUCUCAAAUGCGAUUGAAAAAUCAUAAGAACAUAAAUAAGUCUGUUCAGCCACCUUCAUCGAUGUUGCGCAGGCUUUUGAUCAAGUAUGGCAUGAUGGCUUAUCAGAAUGUGCUACUUCCUCAGACAUACUCAGAAAAAAAUCUAGGCAGGAAUGCCACAGAGAAGCAUCCUGGGACACACUUUGUAUCUUUUCUACACUUAUGACAUACUCCAAUUAGAACAAGUCACAACAGAUACUAUUUGAAGAUGAUACUGCUAUCCUAGCCAUAGGUAAAGAUCAUGAAGAGACUAUAAAUAAACUAAAAACAUCGGAUAAUCAAAUAAAUAACUGGACCAAAAGAUGGUGUAAUAAACUAAACGAAAGCAAAUCUGAUAAUAUUAAUUUUACUAACAAAAAUGGUCAAAGAAUACCAAUUAAAAUAAAUGGUAACUUAGCAAAAUAUCUAGUUAUUGCACUAGAUGCAAGAUCCAUGUUAAAAAGAAAAGAUAAGGGUUAAAGAAAAAGUACUUGUUACUUGGUAGGCAUUCCAGUUUAUCUACACAUAACAAAAUUAUCUUAUAUAUACAAGUCCUCAAACCAAUUUGGUCAUAUGUCAUUCAGCUCUAGGGUUUUGCUAGCAACAGUAAUAUACUGAAAAUCCAGAGAAUCCAGAACAAAGUAUUAAGCGUACCAACCUGUCAAUACCUGUUUCGUAUUCUUGAAGAGUCUCGUCUCGUUUCUGUUUGCAAUUCUUUAACUGUGAUUGCUAUAAAUGCUCCUAGUGUUAAUAGCCAUAUCGCAUGUUUAGUCUAUUUUUAAAUUGUUCAAAGUCAUCUAUCUCUUCCACAGGUAUAGUCUGAAAAAGAUCUAAAGCGUUUCCAUGAAG
Messenger RNA from Psylliodes chrysocephalus, 4565 nucleotides. The record is from the annotation of a GenBank genome assembly. NCBI's taxonomy places the organism in Eukaryota, Metazoa, Arthropoda, Insecta, Coleoptera, Chrysomelidae.